GUGGGGCGGUGGGGCAGGUGGUGGCUUUCCCUGAAGGGUGGAGGUGGGGUCUGGGGAGCCACAGAAGGAAGCUAAGUCUACUUUGGGGGCGGGAGUCGACUUUUUAACGAUUCAGAUUGACUGGAGGCGCGGAAGACAUACAUUUGGAAGUAAGUUGACUUCAGAUGUUUAAGAAUAAUAUUGCUGACCAGCAGUUCAAUCUGAAAACCCUAAUUAAAAAUGUGGAAAAAAUGUCUUUGGAUCUGAAGAAGAUGGAUGAGCUCACCAAGUUACUUCUGUGUGAUCUUAUUUUGCAUUUUAGUCACCCUGUGAAGACAGAAGUUAUAGAAAAAGUAGAAGAAAACAACAUUGUUUCUGAAGAGUUUAAAAUGUCAGAUCAAUUAGAGUUAGUCUCUACUUUGAGCAAUGAUGUCUGAUAUGUUAAAAGGCCAGAAUUUUCCAUUUGUUUCCA
This is a messenger RNA of Dromiciops gliroides (monito del monte), 451 nucleotides long. It is a transcript of the gene C2H5orf58, whose product is annotated as chromosome 2 C5orf58 homolog. NCBI's taxonomy places the organism in Eukaryota, Metazoa, Chordata, Mammalia, Microbiotheria, Microbiotheriidae. Bases 165 to 416 code for a protein of 83 amino acids. The record is from RefSeq and is a predicted model, not a curated record. The transcript has 4 exons.